UCUCUUCCCUUCCUAAUUGAUGCCCUUUCUCUUCCAUCCUCCGGCGCACAAUAGCACUGUCCGCCGUUUUUUCCCCCUCUUUGAGGCGCACGAAAACUCUCCUCUCCUCUCCUCAUCGAAACCCUAGAAUCGUUCUUGAUCCGAUCGCCGGAAGCAUGUCCAAUCCGUGGGGCGGCGUCGGCGCAUGGGCGCUGGAUGCCGAGCGGGAGGAGGCGGAGGAGCGCGAGCGAGAGGCGGUCGCCGGCAGUCUUGCGCAGAGCUUCCCCAGCCUGAAGGAGUCGGCCUCCUCCGCCUCUACCAAGCAGAAGAAAAAGAAGAAGAACGCGGCCAUACCCUUGGCCCAGUUCGUCGCCACCGGCGGCGCCUCGGUCGCUUUUGAAUCGUCUAAGGGACUGACCCCUGAGGAGAUGCUCCGCCUCCCCACUGGCCCGAGGGAGCGAUCCCACGAUGAGCUCGAGCACGGCCGCCUCGGCGGCGGCUUCCGGUCGUUUGGGGCUGGCGAGAGAGACGGCGCGUGGGGUGGAGGGAGAAGGGGUAACAGUGGUUUUGACGAGGGACGGAGAGGCCCGCCUGCUAGGGAUAGGGAUUUGGACCUGCAAUCGAGAGCUGACGAGGUGGAUAGUUGGGGAGCCGGAAAGAAGGCGUUUGUUCCUCUGCGGAGUGAUGGUGGUCGCCGAGAUACAUAUGGUUUUGGCGAUGGAAAUUCAUCUAAGGCUGACGAGGUAGAUAACUGGGCAUCUAUGAAGAAACCUCUCCCUUCCAAAUCUUCAAGUUUUGGAUCGGAGUUUAGGGAUACUCACACAUCAUCUGAUUCCAAUCGAUGGGGGAGGGACAGAGAAGGAUCUAUUCCAAGCGAAAUAGGGAGGCCAAGGCUCGUUUUGAAUCCUCCAAAGAAGAGGGAUGUUGACUCACCACCACCAACAAGCGAACCUGCUAAGACUCGCCCGAGCCCCUUCGGCGCUGCACGUCCAAGAGAAGAGGUUUUGGCUGAGAAAGGGGUGGAUUGGAAGCAGAUGAACUCUGAGUAUGAGAUGAAGAACACCAGCAGACCAACUAGCUCUCAUUCCAGCAGACCUUCCAGUUCACAGUCAAGCAGGCAGGGGAGUCUGAGCUUGGAAGAGGUGGUCAUUAAAUCUAAGCCAAAAGUGAACCCUUUUGGCAAUGCAAAGCCGCGCGAGGUUAUCUUGGAAGAAAAGGGAGUCGAUUGGAAGAAAAUUGACCUUGACUUGGAGCACAAUAGGGUUGAAAGAUCUGAAACCAACGAAGAAAGGCUUCUAAAAGAAGAGAUAAAUCAUCUGAAGUCACUGGCUAUUGAAACUGAUGGGGGUUCAAACCUACCUGCUGAACAACUUUCUAUGCUUCACAAUGAGAUUGCAAGCAAAGAAAAAGAUCUGGAGCUUCUGGCUUACCAGUUGGACAAUGCUGUUCGAUUUAGUCAAAGAUACACAACCACCAACAGUAGACCAGGAUCUGCAGCUGGUAGGAGUGAUACCUCAUCUACAAGGUCGCCAUCUCAAUCUGGCAUGUCAGAGAGAUCUAGGAGCACUGAAUUUGUUGACAGACCACGAUCAAGGGGUGCGGCUGGAGACGAAGGGGGGAAAAUGGCAAACAACAGAAGAGGAUUUCAGAGGGGGAGUGAUAAAGGCUUCUUUCAUGGUACAAAUAGUGACAGGUCGAGUUCCAGGGAGCGUUGGUGAAUUCUGUCGACAUGGAUUCACAUCGAUUUCUCCCAACAACAGUAAAGCGAUAAAAGAAAAGGGAGACUGCCCAUUUAUCCAUCCGUCCAUCUAUCCAUUCAGCAAUCGUUCAAUUUUGUUUUGCAGAACAAAAGUGUAGGCCAUAGACCUCCUUUCAUGGAUCUGUUUAUUGCAGUGGGUGGCGACCUGCGCCUUGCCUUGUUGAUCUCUUCUUCUUUGUUUUUGUUUUGGCCCCUCUUUGUACUCGAGGAAGGGCUCUAAUUUUGAGGUGGAGAGAUUUUGAAACUCAAUUGUAGCUAUUGUUGUUGCAUGUAAUCGUUCUGCUAUAUCAAGUUGCACGAAUUCUAUAUAGUGUGUUUCCUUCUUCA
This is a messenger RNA of Zingiber officinale, 2065 nucleotides long. RefSeq names its product eukaryotic translation initiation factor 4B2-like. NCBI's taxonomy places the organism in Eukaryota, Viridiplantae, Streptophyta, Magnoliopsida, Zingiberales, Zingiberaceae. The coding region runs from base 156 to 1697 and encodes 513 amino acids. Gene Ontology annotation, molecular function: translation initiation factor activity; mRNA binding. The record is from RefSeq and is a predicted model, not a curated record. The transcript is spliced from 3 exons.